This is a messenger RNA of Telopea speciosissima, 4447 nucleotides long. Its product is annotated as pleiotropic drug resistance protein 1-like. Gene Ontology annotation, molecular function: ATP hydrolysis activity; ATP binding; ABC-type transporter activity. The transcript is spliced from 23 exons. Gene Ontology annotation, cellular component: membrane. The record is from RefSeq and is a predicted model, not a curated record. NCBI's taxonomy places the organism in Eukaryota, Viridiplantae, Streptophyta, Magnoliopsida, Proteales, Proteaceae. Bases 1 to 4431 code for a protein of 1476 amino acids.
AUGGAGAGUAGUGAUGCAUAUCGAAUUAGUAGUUUUCGUGGUAACAAUUUUUCAAUUUGGAGAAACAGUGUAGUUGAUGAUGUCUUCUCGAAAUCUUCUCUAGAAGAAGAUGAUGAAGAAGCUCUGAAAUGGGCUGCUCUAGAGAGAUUACCAACUUAUAAUCGGCUCAGGAAAGGUGUAUUGGCUGGCACAGAAGGUGACACCAAGGAAAUUGACAUUAAGAGUCUUGGUUUAUCAGAGAGGAAGAUUUUGUUAGAAAGGCUGCUUAAAGUUGCAGAGAAGGACAAUGAGAGUUUCUUGUUGAAGCUCAAGAACCGCCUUGAUCGAGUUGGAAUUGAUGUACCCACAAUUGAAGUCCGAUUCGAGCAUGUAAAUGUAGAUGCAGAAGCUUAUGUGGGAAGUAGAGCUUUACCUACAAUACUCAAUUUCUCUGCUAAUAUAUUAGAGGGGUUCUUGAGCUAUCUUCAUAUUCUCCCAAGCAGAAAGAAGCCACUCUCAAUCCUUCAUGAUGUCAGUGGAAUAAUCAAGCCUGGCAGAAUGACAUUGCUUUUAGGCCCUCCAAGCUCUGGAAAAACCACUUUCCUGAUGUCUUUAGCAGGAAUGCUUGAUCGAGAUCUAAAAUUCUCUGGGAGAAUAACUUACAAUGGCCAUGGAAUGGAUGAAUUUGUCCCACAAAGGACAGCGGCUUAUAUCAGUCAACAAGAUCUCCACAUAGGGGAAAUGACUGUGAGAGAAACCUUGGCUUUUUCUGCAAGAUGCCAAGGGGUGGGAGCCCGAUAUGAGAUGUUGGCAGAGUUGCUGAGAAGAGAAAAGGAGGCAAACAUUAAGCCAGAUGCCGACCUUGAUAUUUACAUGAAGGCAGCAGCAUUAGAUGGACAAGAGGUCAGUGUGGUCACAGAUUAUGUUCUAAAGAUCUUGGGGCUCGAGGUUUGUGCUGAUACCUUGGUGGGAGAUCAAAUGCUUAGAGGGAUCUCCGGAGGACAAAGAAAGCGUGUCACGACAGGGGAAAUGUUGGUUGGACCAGCAAGAGCACUUUUCAUGGAUGAGAUAUCAACCGGUUUGGACACUUCGACAACCUUCCAGAUUGUGAAUUCAAUUAGGCAAUGCAUCCACAUUCUAAAUGGGACUGCAGUGAUCUCUCUCCUCCAGCCAGCACCAGAGGUUUACGAUCUAUUUGAUGACAUUAUUCUCCUAUCAGAUGGGCAGAUUGUUUACCAGGGUCCUCGUGAACAUGUGCUUGAGUUCUUCGAAUUUAUGGGAUUCAAAUGUCCUGAAAGGAAGGGAGUAGCUGAUUUCUUGCAAGAAGUGACAUCAAGGAAAGAUCAAAAACAGUACUGGACAGAUAAAAACAAACCAUACAGAUUCAUCCCUGUCAAGGAAUUCUCUGAGGCGUUCCAGUCAUUCCACAUGGGCCAGAAGCUAGGAGAUGAACUUGAAACCCCAUUUGAUAAGAACAAGAGUCACCCUGCUGCCUUAGUUACCAAAAAAUAUGGUGUCAGCAAGAAGGAACUGUUGAAAGCCUGCAUAUCAAGAGAAAUAUUACUGAUGAAGAGAAACUCUUUUGUCUACAUUUUCAAGAUGACACAGGUGGGUAAUUGGUUUCAUCAACAUUUGAUUAAAAAUUUUUUAGUCAUGUCAAAAAUUAAAUGGUUUGCAUUUUUAUUUCAGAUUACUGUUAUGGCAUCCAUUUCAAUGACCAUCUUCUUGCGUACUGAGAUGAAACGAGAUUCAGUAACUGAUGGCGGGAUUUUUUUGGGUGCUUUGUUCUUUACUCUCAACUUUCUUAUGUUUAAUGGCCUCACAGAGCUUGCCAUGACUGUAAUGAGGCUUCCUGUAUUUUACAAGCAAAGAGACUUCUUUUUUUAUCCUUCUUGGGCGUACUUAUUGCCCUCAUGGAUUGUAAAGAUCCCACUCACACUAGUUGAAGUUGCCAUUUGGGUGUUCAUGACUUACUAUGUCAUUGGCCUUGACCCAAGCAUUGCAAGGUUUUUCAAACAGUACUUUCUACUUGUAUGCCUUAAACAGAUGGGAUCUGGAUUGUUCAGAUUCGUUGGAUCAGUGGGGAGGAACAUGAUUGUUGCAAACACAUUUGGGACCUUUGCAUUCCUCAUACUCAUGGGUCUUGGUGGAUUUAUCUUGUCAAGAGACAAUAUAAAAAUAUGGUGGAAAUGGGGCUACUGGAUCUCUCCAUUGAUGUAUGGGCAAAAUGCAUUAGUUGUGAAUGAGUUCCUUGGGAAAAGUUGGAAACAUUUUCAAUCCAAUUCUACACAGACAUUAGGAGCGGCGGUCCUAAAAUCUCGUGGGUUUUUCACUGAAGCUUAUUGGUAUUGGAUCGGAGUAGGGGCAUUGAUUGGUUAUACUUUCCUAUUCAAUGGUCUUUCAAUUUUGGCUCUGUCUUAUCUCAAUCCAUUUGGGAAGCCUCAAGCAGUUCUAUCUGAGGAGAGCUUGAACGACAAGCAUGCUAACAGAACUGGAGAAUCCAUCAAGCUAUCAUCCAAGGAAAAGAGCUCAGUAGAAUGUGGAGAUGAAAUUGAAAUAAGCAUGUCGUCUGACACUUCAUCUGCGAGGAUAGCAGCAAGUGAUGCCAAUAUGAGCAGGACACGGGGAAUGAUUCUUCCAUUUGAACCACUUUCCCUUACCUUUGAUGAAAUUAGAUACUCCAUAGACAUGCCUCAGGAAAUGAAAGCAAAAGGUAUUACAGAAGACCGGUUGGAGCUUCUCAAGGGAGUCAGUGGAGCUUUUAGGCCAGGAGUUCUUACAGCUCUAAUGGGUGUCAGUGGUGCUGGUAAGACCACUUUGAUGGAUGUUUUGGCUGGAAGGAAAACUGGAGGCUAUAUCAAGGGAAACAUAAAAAUAUCUGGCUACCCAAAGAAACAGGAAACAUUCGCUCGUGUAUCAGGAUACUGUGAACAGAAUGACAUCCACUCUCCUAAUGUUACGGUCUAUGAGUCAUUGCUCUAUUCCGCUUGGCUUCGGUUACCCCAUGAAGUCAAUUCUGCCACUAGAAAGAUGUUCAUUGAGGAGGUCAUGGAGCUCGUAGAACUGACGACAUUGAGGCAAGCAAUGGUUGGGCUGCCAGGUGUAAAUGGUCUCUCAACAGAGCAGCGCAAGAGGCUAACCAUCGCAGUUGAACUUGUUGCCAACCCUUCAAUUGUAUUCAUGGAUGAACCAACCUCUGGCCUAGAUGCAAGGGCAGCAGCUAUAGUGAUGAGAACAGUAAGAAACAUCGUGGACACUGGACGAACAGUUGUGUGCACCAUCCAUCAGCCAAGUAUUGACAUAUUUGAUGCAUUUGAUGAGCUAUUAUUACUGAAACAAGGAGGAGAAGAAAUAUAUGUCGGCCCGUUGGGGAAACACUCAUGUCAUUUGAUCAAGUAUUUUGAGGCAAUUGAAGGAGUCAAGAAAAUAAAAGAUGGUUAUAAUCCAGCCACAUGGAUGUUGGAAGUGACAACAGAAGCCCAAGAAGCAGAUUUGGGAUCCAACUUCAGUGAUAUAUAUAAGAACUCAGAACUAUACAAGAGAAACAAAGCAAUGAUUAUGGAAUUGAGUGAACCUAUCCCUGGUUCAAAAGACCUUCAUUUCCCUACUCAGUACUCCCAGUCUUUCUUCACCCAGUGUGUAGCUUGCCUUUGGAAACAACAUUGGUCAUACUGGAGGAACCCACCAUAUAAUGCAGUUAGGCUCUUCUUCACAACUAUCAUAGCUCUGAUUUUGGGGACAUUGUUUUGGGACCUUGGAUCUAGAAGCCAAAGGCAACAAGAUAUCUUCAAUGCAACAGGUUCUAUGUAUAUUGCUAUUGUUUUCCUUGGGAUGACAAAUGCCUCCUCAGUACAGCCAGUUGUUGCCAUUGAACGAACAGUUUUUUAUAGAGAGAAAGCUGCUGGAAUGUAUUCAGCUUUGCCAUACGCCUUUGCCCAAGUAAUAAUUGAGCUUCCAUAUAUCUUCAUGCAGGCUAUAAUAUAUGGGGUUAUAGUAUAUUCAAUGAUUGGAUUUCACUGGACAGUUGCUAAGUUCCUUUGGUAUCUAUUCUUCAUGUACUUCACAUUGUUAUACUUCACCUUUUAUGGCAUGAUGGCGGUGGCCAUGACACCCAACCAAUACAUUGCUUCUAUAGUUUCAACAGGAUUCUAUUCAUUAUGGAAUAUUUUCGCAGGGUUUAUAAUUCCAAGAAUGAGGAUUCCUGUGUGGUGGAGGUGGUACUACUGGAUGAACCCUGUUUCUUGGACAUUGUAUGGAUUGGUGGUGUCACAGUUUGGAGAUAUACAGGAAAAGCUUGAAUCAGGCAUCACAGUUGAAGGUUUUGUGAGGAGCUAUUAUGGAUUUAGACAUGAGCUUCUAGGAGUGGUUGCCAUUGCGAUUGUUGGGUUCCCUGUGCUUUUCGCAUUCAUAUUUGCUUUUUCAAUAAAGGCGUUUAACUUCCAGAGAAGAUAAGAAGCCUCAAGUGAUU